CCAGGAUACCCACUCUUCACCCUCCUAGCUCGCCUGGCUAUGUGUCUGCUGCCAUCGCUCUCUCCAGCCCACAGUGUCAACCUGAUGAGUAGCCUCUUGGGGGCUGCAGCUUGUGGUGGCCUCUGCAUUACUGUCUGCAGGUUCUCAUCGGCUCUGAAGUAGACCCCCCCACACCACCACCACCACCACCCAAACAAAUCAUUGCUUUGUGUGAUUAUGUUCAGAUGGCAAAAUAUAUUGAAGUUAAUACGGGUACUUGAAGGCAGUUUCUCUCAAAUAAUAAAUUGUAAGACCUUGAAAUUCAUCUGGAAUAUACCCAACAUGGCAAGCCUUUGAUGUAUCAAUUUAAAUUAGUCGGCCAGAUUGCCGUGUUUAAUGUGGGGGAAUGUAAGUUGAUAGGCUUGGAAGCCACUUCUCUCUCUUGCAUAAGUUUAAAUGUAGCACUUUAGCCUCCCUUUGAUUUGUCAAUUACAGUUCUCUGGGCUUGAUCAUAUGGUUUGAUGGCCAAAUUGCAUGUCUUGUUAUGUUUUCACACCAUGGCCUGACAAGCCUUUGAGGAUGGUGGACGUAAUGAUAAUUACUAUCGAUUGCAGUUGGAGGUUCACAGAAAGAAACAUUUGGCUCAUGGAAUGCUAAAGGCCUCAGCCAUGAGUCUCUGGAGGAAUGCACCCUUCAUAGCGGGAUAAUCCAGACAGCUCGGUAUUCUGUGCUCUCUCGUUUCACAGUUUAUCUGCUAAAGCUGCUCUGAAUCUCUGCUACCUGUGAGGAAUCUCUCUCCAUUCCUGAGCUUAUCCUGAGAAACCAGGAGCAGACAUGUUAGCGUGCUGACAGCCAUCGCAGCAGAAAAACAACCUCGUAACACUCAGCCAUCAGCACUUUUGGUGUGAUCACAUGAUUACGUAACAGGCCUGUUGAAGCACACCAAACGUGUCUGGCCUCCCUUUUCCCUGGCGGCCCUCGAAAGAAAAUGCACACCUGCGAGAGGCUCCCCCGCCAAGAGCUGGCCCAUGUGGCACAUCUGAUACCUCAGUGGACGGGAGGGUGGGCGUGGUGCCAUCCCCUGCCUUGUACUGCAUCCCCAGCUCCUUAUAAGGACCUCCACCAUAUGGUCCUGAUGGCGCUUUUCCUUCUUGCUCAGGUUGGCAGGUCCUGGUCCUGGAGCAGUUCUGGCUGGAGGGCUGUUUGCUGUGUCCAGACUCAGCUGGCAGUGGUCCAUGGUGGCAGAGGUCUUCACCCUCAACAACCUUUUUGUUGGCCUUCUCUUCUUCUUGACCGCCAGCUUCCAUUGUGCUGAAAGCGCCACGCAGAGGAGGAAGAUUGCACACUGGGGCGCAUUAUGCAGCGGCUUGGGCCUCUGUAACCAGCACACCCUGGUGCUGUAUGUAUUGGUCAUCAUUCCCUGGGUCCUUUAUCGACUCUACUCUCAGAAGGAGCUGUCUUUUCAUGGCCUUUUGUCUUUGGGAUUGUGUUUCCUCGCUGGUUUUCUGCCGUAUAUCUACCUGCCCAUCUCAUCCUACCUCAACACAGCCCGCUGGAGCUGGGGGGACCAGACCACCCUGUCAGGACUGCUGAUCCACCUGCUAAGGAGUGAAUAUGGCACAUUCAGUCUCGCAAAGACAGAAGGCUCUGUGAACCUGACCACAAUGUUACAGGCCCAGCUGGACCACUGCCUGGCAGAACUUUCACCUCCUGUUUUGGUGCUGGCAGGAAUAGGCGUCGUCCUCUCCUCGUGGGACAGGACUUGCUGCUCAGUGUCCUGGCUGUUGACUGCCAUGCUGGUGGUCUACUCACUGUUUUUUGCUUGGAGAGCUAACCUGGACAUCAGCAGACCCUUGCUGCUUGGAGUGGUUGAGCGUUUCUGGCUCCAGAGUGACGCUGCGGUGUGUGUGCUGGCAGGCCUCGGCUUGAGCCGGACUCACACUGAGCUGGAGAGGAGGCUCGGCCAUGGGGGGGUGUGGAAGACCACAGGCUGGCUUCUCACUGUAGCUCUGCUGGCACAUAUGGUGCGCACCAAUCACAGGGAGUGUGAUCAGAGCAGUAACAGUGUGGUGGAGAGGUUCGGCAGGGAGCUUCUGGCCUCCGUCCCAGCAGACUCGAUCAUCCUGACCAGAGGAGACCUGCCCGGAAACUCUCUGCGUUACUUACACUACUGCCAGGGGGUACGACCCGAUGUCCGCCUGGUCGAUCAGGAGAUGAUGACAUACACUUGGUAUGUGGCCAAGCUCGCACAGCACCACCCUGGGGUCCACUUUCCCGGCCGCUGGUGGGAUCCGGUGCACCCUGAGGAGAAAGACACCUUCAGCCUCGAGCAGUUUCUGUCCCUCAACCCACAGAGGGAUAUGUUUGCCUGCAUUGGGCUGCCUGAUGGAGACCUAAGCUGGGAACGUAGUUUCUCUCGCUGGCCCCUCGGUGUGUGUGAUUACUUAGUACCUGUCCAGAGGCAGUUUCACCCUGAAGAGUGGGCUCAUCGCACCCGCAACAUCUACAACUGGAGCGAGCCUUACAACAGUUUCCACCCUGCGUCCUGGGAGCGUGUUGCUAAUGAGGAGAUGUGGCAAGCCAGGAUGAAGACGGCUUUCUUUCUGUUUGACCUGGCAGAAAGGAUGCAGGGAGAGGGGAAAGCUCGCCUCUUUGAGCUGUCUUACACUCUGUAUAAGGAGAUUGUAGGGGCCCACUCAGACUACCCGCCAAACUGGGACAAGAACCUGGCACUGGCUUGCGAGAGGCUGCUCCGCUCAGGUCACCGGGGCUACAGUCCAGACAGCCUGCUGACCUGCAGCGCCCAGCACUUUAGUCUCUACUUAGAGAAGGAACCCACUGAUCCCCAGGCACCCGCCAUACGCUCGGCCAUUACACACCUGCUCAGAGAGAGAGACAGGCUGCGCCAGAGCCGGAAGCAAACGCCAUGAUGAAGAUCCAGACGGACUGACGUGGAGCUGGCAGACUGAGCGUGUGCCGCAAGCCCAGAUGAAGUGCAGGGCUGUGGGAAUUAAGUCUGAGUCAGUGUGCCUCUUCUCACGGUGGUCCUCCAGAAGGAUAGAGACUGAUGCAGUGGUGUUUGGUUUGGCUAAAUAUACUUAAACAAAUCAGAGUCAGCAAUCGGAAUAACGAAGAAUGCCAAUGCAUAAAUACUCUACUCAAGUUAUCAAACUACAUCAUCAACUCUGUGUAAGCGACAUACUUGCACUUACUCAUUUGAUGAAUGUUUACAGUGGACCCCGGACAGAGCUUGACUUCAGGAAGCCUUGACUGACCUCAAUCUAGCUCUGCGUGCUCCCUUUAAAGCACCCAUUCAGUUGCUUUAUCGUUGCAUCUCAUUCUUUUUCCUCUCCUAUUCUGCUCUCAGAGCUUUUAACGUGCUGAUUAUUUUGCCUCAGCCUCUGCUCCACUUCUCUUUUUCUCACAUUAGGAUGGCAGGGCUGAGAUUGAGGGAAACCCAAUUUGGGGGCAGAAAUGGGGGAUUAGAGCAGCUGUUUAAUCUAGGACAGACUUGCGCUGUGCCAUGCAGUCCUCACUCCACAUCAACAGCACUGCCACCCACCCACCCCUCCAUCCUUCCAUCAGUCUAUCUUAGAUGGUCCUUUAAAUGUUUAAAACUAAUGGAUUCGAUGAGUGUUUUUUUUUCCUCUUUUCCUUCCUGACAGGAGGGCUAUAAUCCCUCAUGGAUUUAAAUGAAAUGUGAAAUGUCACAAUGCCAGGGACCCUUUUAGAGGUGUGUCUGUGUGUGUGUGCGCGCAUGUGUGAUUUAUGUUCAUAUGUGUGUGUAAACAUAUUUAAAUCUCCACUCAAGCCCUUUCCCUGACAGAGCUGUACAUAAACAUAUUCGAUAAAUAGUUUGGUACACUGAAAAGCAAAAGACUUUGAUCACUAGAGAAGCAUAAAACUCAUGCAAACUCCAGGGACAUACGUAGACACAUAAGACUAUCAGCUCCCAACUCGGAAGAAAAUGGACUUUUAGCUUUGUGAGCUUUGGAGAGAACGGGUGGCAAACAAACCACAGUGGACCAGGGAUUCACACCCUCAUGUCUUUGUAUGUCUUUGAUGCGUUCUCAGGAUCUGACACCUCAGUUACACACUGUUUUUGUAAACGUUAGUGUUGAUGUUAAUGAGUCUUGUGCCAUGAAAUUUGUUAUACAGAGGUCAAACCAGCAUAUUGCCAUCAGCUUUGUAAAACACUGCUGAAGCAGCCUGCUGUUUGAGAUACCACUCGAAAGUGAAGGACAGUAAGUGCAUGUGUAGUUUUCUCAGAAAGUAAUCUGCCCUCUCUGUUCGCAGGCCUGGUUAGCGGCUGUCAGCUGGCUGGAUGAUGAGGUUUGACCUGCUGUAGCACAGAUGGUUCAGUUUCUCAUAAAAAAAGGGAAAACUGUCACUCUGCUUUCUACAGAUUAAAAUAUUUCAAUAAAGAUGCCUUUUUUAAAUAGA
This is a messenger RNA of Amphiprion ocellaris (clown anemonefish), 4422 nucleotides long. It is a transcript of the gene tmem260, whose product is annotated as transmembrane protein 260. Bases 1215 to 2909 code for a protein of 564 amino acids. The transcript has 15 exons. NCBI's taxonomy places the organism in Eukaryota, Metazoa, Chordata, Actinopteri, Pomacentridae. The record is from RefSeq and is a predicted model, not a curated record.